AUGGGCACACGCAGGCCCUAUGCGCUGGUGGACACCACGCCAGCCAAGACCAUCUUGGUGUACCGCAACGGGGACCAGUUCUAUGUGGGCCGCAAGUUCGUGUUCUCGCGGCGCCGCGUUGCCAACUUCGAGGCUCUACUGGAGCAGCUGACGGAGCAGGUGGACGUGCCCUUCGGUGUGCGGAGGCUCUACACGCCCACGCGAGGCCACCAGGUGCUGGAGCUGGACGCGUUGCAGACCGGUGGCAAGUACGUGGCUGCCGGCCGUGAACGCUUCAAGAAACUGGACUAUAUUCAUAUAGUUCCCAGAAAACCUUCAAAGAUGAGAAAGUUGAAGGAAAUCAAGCCGGUGGUACAUUGUGAUAUCAACGUGCCUUCCAGGUGGCAAACUCAGAGCAGGACAUCCCGGCACAUAAAUGUUUUCACAAAUGGAAGAAUAUUCAUCCCACCUAUAAAAAUUAUUAUACCCAAAUUCAGCCUGUCAGAUUGGAAUAGUGUGCUGGCCAUCAUUGGAGAAAAAGUCUUCCCUCUGGGAGGCGUUCGAAAAUUGUUUACGAUGGAUGGGCAUCUUUUGGACAACUCAAAGGAUUUGCAAGACAGUUAUUUUUAUGUUGCUGCAGGACUGGAGACUUUCAAAUCUCUUCCUUACUGGAAGUCCCCACGGGUCCCCAGUGAGGUCCAGCAGAGGUUUGGGGGCAAUGAUAAAUACAUACAAACAAAGAAAAGAGUGGAGUUCAAAAGAAAAGAGCCUGUGAAAAGUGACAGUGUGCUACCUAAAAUCCAGGAUUCUGUUUAUUAUGCCAAAGAGAAAAAGAAGACACCCCUAGGAUCUUUAGUUCAAAGUGGUGCAGAAGGUGAUGUGUAUAAAGCACAGACUCCUGCUAACGAGGCCCAAGAAGCACUGGAAGUCAAGGAGGACCCAGAGGUGAAGGUGGAGAUGCCAGUUGACCAGGUACCAGCCGAAAUUGUUAAAGAAAUUGAUGAGAUAGGCAACAACAACCUGGAACUGGAAAGUGGUGUGGUGUUUUGGAAACGUCGUCUGGGGAGGCAGUGUGUUCUGGGGUCUCUUGAGUCCUGGUGGUGA
Messenger RNA from Onychomys torridus (southern grasshopper mouse), 1083 nucleotides. It is a transcript of the gene Dcdc2c, whose product is annotated as doublecortin domain containing 2C. The coding region runs from base 1 to 1083 and encodes 360 amino acids. The transcript has 10 exons. Lineage: Eukaryota; Metazoa; Chordata; Mammalia; Rodentia; Cricetidae. The record is from RefSeq and is a predicted model, not a curated record. Gene Ontology annotation, biological process: intracellular signal transduction. Gene Ontology annotation, cellular component: microtubule organizing center; microtubule.